AUGAAUGAGUUUCAUACACGUAUGCAGUCAUAUAUAUCCGAUAAAAAAUUUCAUUCCCUUGCAUCCCAUGAGGCUGUUGAUGAGUUUGUAACAUUGCUGGAAGAAUCCGGUUACAAGUUCAUAGCUUGCGAUUUUGACGCCACUAUGAUCGAACUUCACUCAGGUGGCUAUGUUAAUCCGGAUGUAGAUAAAGAUGUGUUGGAAUCGGUAACUCCUGAUUUCAAAUCUCUGGCUAAGAGACUCAAGACUUCACCAAUAUCAUUAGCUAUCGUAACAUUUUCUGACGCUGUCCAUGUCAAAGGACACCCCAAAUAUAUUUCUGGUGAAGAGAUGGUCCAUGCUGCUCUAAAACAUAGUGAUUGUGAUGCAGAUAUUGCACAAGUUUACGCAUUCUAUCCAAGAUUCUGGGAUUCACCCAAAAUGUAUUCUAAACUAGGCCUAGAUAAACCGAUGCCUCUUCGCAAGGAGUACCACCUAAAGAGGAUUUGUGCUGAUUUCGAUGUAAAGCUCGAAGAGAUUAUACUAAUCGAUGAUGAUAUCGAAAAUUGUAAAGGUGCCAAGGCUUUAGGGGCUACUGCCCUUUAUGUAACCGGGGAGGGUUUCAAACUAAAAGAAGUAGAACUCUUGUAA
Messenger RNA from Theileria equi strain WA, 630 nucleotides. RefSeq lists its product as hypothetical. The record is from RefSeq and is a predicted model, not a curated record. The transcript has 4 exons. Bases 1 to 630 code for a protein of 209 amino acids. NCBI's taxonomy places the organism in Eukaryota, Apicomplexa, Aconoidasida, Piroplasmida, Theileriidae.